UCGGCAGAAUUAUGACGCUGGGCUAAUGCGGCGAGAGCAAGCUGUCACCUCGCCCUGCCCCGGCCCUUGCCCGCAGCUUAGGUGCCUCCAGACCCUUCAGCAGAGCUUCACCCAUGGGUGAAACAACCCCCCCGGUGCCCCAUCCGAGGGCGCCGGGAGGACCCGCGUCCCGGAGCGCCGGCCCACCCACGGGCGACGCAGAGACCCGGGUGGCCGGUGCCGAGGGAUGCCGGGGAGCGGCCAGCGUGGCGAUACAUGCUGAGUCGGCUAAUUUGCCCGUCCCCUCCUCGCCGUCGGAUGAACCUCCUCGCCCAGGUAAAGGGGGAGCCGGCAGGGAGGGGGCACCCACAGCCAGGAGGUCCCAUCCCUCUGCCGUGGCACCCGGCGCCCAGGGACCCGUGGCUGGGACCUGCCCGGUGAGCGGCUCCAGGCAGGCGGCGGCUGGGGCAGCGAGCACGGCAGCGUUCUUCCUCUGCGAGGGGCUGCUGGGCCAGCACUUCGACGUGGUCCCCAAUGGGGUGGCCGAGCCCCAGCCUGGGGACCUCUUCAUCUUCCCGCUGGCAUCGGGGGUCCCUGGCUGGUGGGGCGCCCACGCCGGAGUCUACUGCGGUGACGGGGAGAUCAUCCACCUGGAAGGCAGCUCGGGGACAUCCCCGUCGGGGAUCGUGGCCAAGCACGGCAAGAGCCACCUCCUCCGGACGCGGGGUCCGGCCAAGGUGCUGCGGAGGAAGGGAGGGCUGGAUGCGGCCUCCCUGCAGCGGCGAAUCCGGGAGGCCAUGGACCAGGCGGUGGAGUACGACGCCGUCACCUGCAACUGCAUCCACUUUGCCCUCACCCUGCUGGGGCUGGGCCAGCUCGCCGGUGCCAUGGUGUCCCCAGCGCUGCAGUGAUGGAAGCGGCGAUGAGCCCGAGGAACACGCGGGGCUGGAGCAUCGUUCCCCGGGGGGACCAGCAUUGCGCCAGCGGCUUUGGCAUCCCUCUUGUGUUUGGCAAUAAAUGGUUGCACGGA
This is a messenger RNA of Aquila chrysaetos chrysaetos, 1009 nucleotides long. RefSeq names its product translation initiation factor IF-2-like. The record is from RefSeq and is a predicted model, not a curated record. Bases 114 to 890 code for a protein of 258 amino acids. The transcript has 6 exons. Lineage: Eukaryota; Metazoa; Chordata; Aves; Accipitriformes; Accipitridae.